CGCAACUAUAACUCGUUAAAUAAAGCUUUUUGUCUGUAUAGACGCGCUCCAGGCUCGUGCUCCAAGCUUCCCCGCUGCCGGUUCGUCUUCACGUCCUUCUAGCAUGCGCAGCCUUCUAGACGCGCUCUAUAACGCAUUAUACAAUGCAGCAAUCAUGAUGCGAAGGCUCUAGAGGAAUGGCCAUAUAGUCUAACGCGAUGUAGCGGCUCCAUGCCCGCGAUGGUGGUUAUCCCUACCAAUGGGCGGGUGACGCGUAGAGUGGCCGUACGCAAGGUUCACAGUAUACUGUCGAACCGACUCAAAAAUGGGGAAGAACAGUUCCUGGUCCGCUGGGACACAACCAAUUCCACGAACAAACCGCCUCUUAGCUGGCAUGGUUUAAACGAACUGGCCCGAUGCCUCGAGCUUGUACAGGAAUAUCUCGAGGUUCGGCAAAAAUCUCGGAAGACGUUGCCCUCUCACGUUCAGGCUUCAAAGAAGAGAAAGAGCCCUGAUUCCGAGACUGAGUUCGAACGCCAGCCAUCGCCCCUUGAUAGGAGGCUCGAGCAGACAAGCAGGACCCCAUCUUCUCGAUCUACGUCAGUGUCAUCGGCUGCCACGUCAUCCAGUGCUCCCGUCGACGUCUACAAUGGCGUCCUAGCGGAAGACGAGCACGGCUUCAGGUAUUGCCGAAGCGCUUCCGGGCCAGACGUUGUCGAAAUCGAUAUCCGCAAUGUCCCUACUCUGGAAAUGCUUCGCACAGCCCAGCGCUCCAAGGUUGAAAACGCGAAUGUCCUCAUCCGAGCAGAAUACAUCCGCCGCCUCGAGAAGAUCCCCGGGCGAAGAGUCUCCCUCAACAACAUAUACGACGCCUCUACGCCCUCGCUGCGCUUUCGCUAUAUCCCGGACUACGUCUUGCGCGAAGGAGUAUUCCGCGCGGAUCCGGCGACGCAAGAGGGAUGCCAGGAGUGCUCGCCGCACAUGGGCCGAGAUAUCGGCUGUGAGUACACGAAGAAAUGCUCCUGUCUUGAAUACGCCGCCGUGGACGUCUCCCGCAUGGACGCGCAAAUGGCAAAGGAGUACGAGACGGCAAAGGCAACGGGCGGGAACCUAAUGGGCUUCCCGAAGAAAUUCCCCUACUACGCCGAGGGCACCAAGAUCCAGCGCGCGGGGUGCCUCGUGCCCUUCUACCUGCACUCGCGCCGCCCCAUCUACGAGUGCAACGACAACUGCAACUGCGGCCCGCGCUGCCGCAACAAGAACGUACAGUUCGGCCGCACCGUCGAGCUCGAGAUCUUCAAGACCGGCAGCGGCGCCGGCCGCGGCUGGGGCCUGCGCUGCCCGCAGCCGCUGCACGAGGGCCAGUUCGUCGACACGUACCGCGGCGAGAUCAUCACCGACGCCGAGGCCACGCGCCGCGAGGAUGCCGCGCAUUCCAAGACCAAGGCCUCGUACCUGUACAGCUUGGACAAGUUUGCUGAGAGCGAGGGCCUCGCGCCUGAGGAGCUUUACGUCGUCGAUGGCGAGUUUAUGGGCGGCCCGACUAAGUUUAUGAAUCACUCCUGCGAGCCGAAUUGUCGCCAGUACACGGUUAGCUAUAAUAAGCAUGAUUGUAGGGUCUACGAUAUUGCGUUCUUCGCUUGUCGGGAGAUCCCUGCCGGCGAGGAACUCACGUUUGACUACUUGGAUAAGGAGGACGGCGAGGAGAUUGACGAUCCGGGCGAGGGCGCGAUCCCGUGUCUCUGCGGCGCGGCGAAGUGCCGCAAGUGGCUCUGGACUUAGGUGGACGUCGUCACGUCGUGCCUGCGAGCUGAUGCGUGGGCAUGCAGGGGGCGAGCUGGGCACGAAUUGGUAGACUGACUGACGGAUGUGUAUAUUGGCUGUUGGACGGGACUGGCUCCUGACCGGCGAUGCGCAGA
Messenger RNA from Trematosphaeria pertusa, 1898 nucleotides. Its product is annotated as SET domain-containing protein. Gene Ontology annotation, molecular function: protein binding; zinc ion binding; histone methyltransferase activity. Bases 211 to 1761 code for a protein of 516 amino acids. The record is from RefSeq and is a predicted model, not a curated record. NCBI's taxonomy places the organism in Eukaryota, Fungi, Ascomycota, Dothideomycetes, Pleosporales, Trematosphaeriaceae. The transcript is spliced from 6 exons. Gene Ontology annotation, cellular component: nucleus.